Molecule: messenger RNA, 1239 nt
Organism: Calliphora vicina (urban bluebottle blowfly)
Lineage: Eukaryota; Metazoa; Arthropoda; Insecta; Diptera; Calliphoridae
Gene: CNBP
Product: CCHC-type zinc finger nucleic acid binding protein
Exons: 1
Coding region: 186-671 (161 amino acids)
Biological process (GO): positive regulation of cytoplasmic translation
Cellular component (GO): cytoplasm
Molecular function (GO): mRNA binding; zinc ion binding; translation regulator activity
Source: RefSeq, a predicted model, not a curated record
GUUCUUACUAACUCAAGUAGGAGGCACUGUUGGUUGAACGGUCGGCAGCCAUUUCGAUUUGUAUUAAGUGCGUGGAGUGGUGAUAGAAAAAUUUCACCGAGUCCGAAAGCUUUGCAUUUAGUAGAUAAAACAUUGGACUGUUGCAAAGACUAGAUAGUUGUUAAGACACAUCGUCACAUAUUUAAAUGUCCAUGGCUUCCACGUGCUACAAUUGCAACCGUCCGGGUCAUUUCGCCCGCGAAUGCAGUUCUGGAGGAGGUGGUGGUGGAGGAGGUGGCGGUGGUGGCCGCGGAGGUGGUGGUGGUGGCCGUGAUAUGAGACGUGGUCACUACCGCGAGAAGUGCUUCAAGUGUAACCAGUUUGGUCAUUUUGCUCGCAGUUGCCCCGAAACAUCGGAGCGUUGCUAUCGCUGCAAUGAUAUUGGUCACAUUUCUAAGGAUUGCUCACAACCAGACAACCCGACUUGCUUUAAGUGUAACAAGAUUGGCCACUGGGCGCGCAACUGUCCCGACGCAUCAAAUGACCGUGGAUCGAGUAACAUUUCAUGCUAUAAGUGCAACCGCACUGGACACAUUUCUAAAAAUUGUCCGGAUACUGCUAAGACAUGCUACGGCUGCGGCAAAAGCGGUCACUUGAGACGUGAGUGCGAAGAAAAAGGGAGUCGUAACUAGGAUGCGGCCAACAACUUCAAGUCCUCCCUUUUUCAACUCACCGAAUCGACACAUUAAAAAAACUUAAUAUUAAAAUAAAAUCCCAAACUCUGAAGACAAAAAUGCCAUCCUUGAAUUCCAAGCUGGGCCAACACUAGUGGUCUGGCGAAUAUAUAUCGAUAUUCCCAACAUCCUCAAAUUAUACAUACAAUAUACAUAUACCCUUGGAAAUUAACAGUUUCAAUUUUGGACAUACUAUCCCAACAAUUAAAUCAACUGAAAAAAUAAAAAUGAAGCAAAUGUUUAAAAAAAAAAUCUAAAUGUUUGAGAAUCGCUGUGAACAAAUCUCGAAGAAGCAUCUCUUCACCUUAACCCACAAGAUGGACUUGUUUCAACUAUUAUAAAACAAUGGAUACGAUGAAUUGCCAGAUGAAGUGAUGGAAUCCCGAGUAACAAAGCAACCAUCUCAGAAGUGAACUAAGUUAUUUACUUUCAAAUUUAUAUAAAAAAAACUACAAAAAUUCAAAUAUCACUGUGAUUGUUUUUUAAUUGUAAAUUAAAAUACUGGAGCUGCUGAUUUGAGAACAUA